Molecule: messenger RNA, 1437 nt
Organism: Trichomonas vaginalis G3
Lineage: Eukaryota; Parabasalia; Trichomonadida; Trichomonadidae
Product: protein disulfide isomerase family
Exons: 1
Coding region: 1-1437 (478 amino acids)
Biological process (GO): response to endoplasmic reticulum stress; protein folding
Cellular component (GO): endoplasmic reticulum
Molecular function (GO): protein disulfide isomerase activity
Source: RefSeq, a predicted model, not a curated record
AUGCUCGCAUUGUUUUUCUUAUCUUUGCGCAUUAAAAAGCCAAUAGGUGAAGUUCACCACAUUCCAUUUCUGAAAGAGGAAGAGAUAAGGACUUUUUUGCUUGAGCAUGAUAAGUCAAUUCUCAUUUUUACAGAUGGUCAAUUUAAAUACGACUUUGCUAACUUUGCUAUUCAUAAAUUCAAAGACAGAAUUGCAUUUGCAGCCGUAUCCAUUGAAGAUGGUCAGAAAUACAACGCCCAAGGACCAUUAUCAAUCUUUGCUUUUUAUAAAUCAAAUAUUGUUAAAUUACCAGCUGCUCCAUUUUCAGCUAUUGAUUUCACUAACUGGUGUGAUAAUGCUUUUGCAAAAUCUUCGAUUCAAAUUGUUCAUCCAGAAGAAUUACGUGUAAUAUUCUCAUCAACGAUCACAUGCUGCUUCGGUGUCGAUAUUAAUGCAAGACCAGAAAAGCUCCGUGAUGAUAUUACAUUUUAUAACGUUCCACACCAAUUUUUCUAUUAUUUCGCUAUGAAUAUUUCAAAAGGCUAUUACAUUUACAGAUCAGCCGAUCGCCAAUUAGUUAAAAUGGGAAAGGAUCCAAACAAAUUCAUUGCAACAAAAGUAACCGAUUUACACUCUUCUAACCUCGUUAAGAAGCCAUACUAUGGAGGAUUCUUUAUGAACAGAGGUAAUGUCACGGCCUGCCAGAUCGAAUCCGAUCUUCUUAACACUAUUGCCAAUAAAUAUAAUGAAGAGUUCUAUUUUGGCCCACUUGCUGGAAAAUUGGCACAUACAAUUGCUCUCCAAUAUAAUUUGAUCAAUUUCCCGCUUCCAUUCUUUGCCGUUUUUGAUUCUAAAGGUCGUUGGAUAUUAGAUGGCGAAAAAGCCCAUAAUAUCGAAGCCCUUACCGAGUUAAUUGAACAAAUCAAGAACAAGAAGAUCAAUUACACCCAAAUGAAUGACGAUUCCUCGAAACUCAGCAAAAAUAUUAAAACAUUAUCAUUCAGCAACGUAAUGGACACAAUAAAUAAUGAUGGCAAGGACUCUGUAUUAUAUAUUACAGCAAACUGCGGUCCAAGAUGCAUUCUCUAUAACGAAUUGAUGAAAUCAACCGCAAAAAUCUUUAAAGACACAACUGUUAACUUCUACAUGCUCAAUGCUUCAAGUAACGAGAUCCCUCAGCCACUCGAUCCAAACAUGAGACUCCCAACUUUCUUUGAAUGGCCGGCCAACAAAAAAGCUUGGGGUCCACUCGAAUACGACGGGGGUGGCGAUAUCAAGGAUUUCGCAAGAUUCAUCCAAGUAAGGAGUUGCGGACCUUUCGAAGAACCAAAGUUCAAUGCAACGAAAAUUAACUUGAAAGCAAGAACAAGAGCUUAUAAAAUAAACUUUAAACACAGUCCACAAGCAGUCAACGCUACUGUUGCUGAUAAUACAACAGAUUUUACAAAAGAAUUAUAA